GGCCAGGUCGGCCCGAGAAGUUGGCUGGCGACCGCCAGACCUGUUCGACGCCGCUGCCGCUGCCGUCCCUGGAGACCUUGUUCCCGCGUGUGGCCGACGCUCGUCCGAGAGGCGCCCGGCGCCUGUGCUGUGCUGUGUGUGCGCGUCCCGACCCCGGAUCUCCAGGAUGUGGCCACCCGGCGUGAGCCUCGCGCUUUGGAUACUUACCUGUGCCUGCCUGCUGGACCACGCGCGAUGCCUGGACGAGGAAGAGCCGUACUCGUCGCAGAUGCACAUCGAGAAGCAGCGCUACGACGGCUGGUACAACAACCUCGCCCACCAGGACUGGGGCGCUGUCGAGAGCCAGCUGGUGCGGAAGGCGCCGUCGUCGUACGCGGACGGCGUGUACAUGAUCGCCGAGGGGAGGCCCAGCCCGCGCUCCCUGAGCCAGGACCUGUUCAAGGGCGAGGACGGACUGCCCUCCACCAGGAACCUCACCGUCCUCUUCGUCUUCUUCGGGCAAGUGAUCUCCUCGGAAGUGUUGAUGGCCAGCGAGCCCGGCUGCCCGAUCGAGUUCCACCGGAUUCCCAUCAGCCGCUGUGACGAGAUGUACGACAGCAAGUGCACGGGACAGCGCUACAUGCCCUUCCACCGGGCCCACUACGACGUCAAGACGGGCCAGUCCCCGAACAACCCCCGGGAACAGACGAACCUGGCGACGAGCUGGAUCGACGCGUCGUACGUGUACAGCACGAGCGAGACGUGGGCCAACACGAUGCGGUCCUUCGAGAACGGCACCUUCCGCACGGCCGACACGGACUCCCGGCUCCCGCCCAAGAACAAGGAGCGCGUGCCGCUCUUCAACUCGCCGCCCGCCCGCUACCUGGGCAUCAUGAACCCGGAGCGCAUGUUCAUCCUGGGCGACCCCCGGACGAACCAGAACCCGGGCCUGCUAGCGUUCGGCAUCCUGUUCUUCAGGUACCACAACGUCCACGCCCUGCGCAUCAAGAACACACACCCGGACUGGACGGACGAGGACAUCUUUCUGCACGCCAGGAGAUACGUCAUCGCGGCCAUGCAGAACGUAAUCGUCUACGAAUACGUGCCAACGUUGCUCGGAGAGAACGUCACAGAAUACACAGGCUACAAGCCAGACGUGCAUCCGGGCAUCAGCCACGAGUUCCAGGCCGCUGCCUUCAGGUUUCCGCACACCUCCAUCCCCCCGGGCAUCUACAGGAGGGACCGGAGUUGCAACUUCCUGGACACCAAAAACGGGUUCAAGGCCCUGCGUCUCUGCUCCACCUGGUGGCUCUCGGAGGAGGUGCUCCCGGCUUCCGGCGUGGACGAAUUCCUGCUGGGCAUGGCCUCGCAGAUCGCCGAGAAGGAAGACCAGAUCCUCUGCUCCGACGUCCGAGACAAGCUGUUCGGCCCCAUGGAGUUCACUCGGAGGGACCUGGCGGCGCUGGACAUUAUGCGCGGCCGCGACAACGGCCUUCCGGACUACAACACGGUGCGCCGCCACUUCGGACUCCCCGCCAUCACCACCUGGACGCAGAUCAACGAGAAGCUGGCACGCAGCAACCCGGAGAUCUUCGAGAAGCUUCGGAAGCUGUACCACGACAACCUGGACAACGUGGACCUGUUCGUGGGCGGCAUGCUGGAGUCGGACGAGGGGCGCCCGGGCCCGCUCUUCCGCAAGAUCAUCCGGGAGCAGUUCGAGCGCCUCAGGGACGCCGACCGCUUCUGGUUCGAGAACGUGCACAACGGAAUGUUCACGCAGAAAGAAAUCGAGGAAAUCCGGAAGAUCACCAUGUAUGACAUCAUCGUGCAAGCCACCGAUAUCCAGCCGGACGAAAUUCAGAAGAGUGUCUUCUUCCACCUCAAAGGGGACCCCUGCCCGCAGCCGCAGCAGAUCAACAGCUCGGUGCUGGAGCCGUGCAUGAUCCUCGACGGCUGGGACUACUUCAGGGGAAACGAGGUCGCCUACAUCUACUCCUGCCUCGUGCUCGCCUUCAUUCCCAUCAUUUGCGCCGGACUCGGAUACGGAGUCAUAAAGCUCCAAAACCGGCGAAGGAGAAAUAUCAAGGCCAAAAAGGAAAUCAACAUUGGGAAGAACUAUGACAAGCUGUACGUGAAGGAAUGGCUGCACCAAAACCACAAGCGCUUCGUGAAAGUGAAGAUCGGUCCGGACGAGUCGCUGUCGACGGUGAAUCGCAAAGGGGAGGUGCUGCGCAAGGUGGACUUCAAGUCCGUCGCCGCGCUCGUGGUCGAGAUCUCCACGGACAUGGCCAAGAAGCCCAUGUGCCUGGUCCGCUCGCCCAGGGACCACGACCUGGUCCUGCAGUUCGACAGCGUCCACUCGCGCAAGAAGUUCCUGACGAAGCUGGAGAGCUUCCUGGUCAACCGGAAGAAGACCCUGGAGAGCAUCGACACCACGCGGGACACCAUGCUGGCCAACGCCGAGACCAAGGAGAAGCGACAGAAGCGACUCGAACACUUCUUCAGGGAGGCCUACGCCCUGACAUUCGGAUUGAAGCCCGGCGAGAAGCGGAAAUUGGAAGAUGUGGGCAACGAUGUGAUCAUGGUCAUGCGGACGUCCCUGUCGAAGCAGGAGUUUGCAGAGGCCCUGGGCAUGAAGCCGGACUCCCUGUUCGUCAAGCAGAUGUUCAACUGCGUCGACAAGGACAAGGACGAACGAAUCAGCUUCCAAGAGUUCCUCGACACCGUCGUUCUCUUCACCAGAGGCAAGAGCGAGGACAAGUUCCGUAUCAUCUUCGACAUGUGCGACAAGAACGGGAACGGCAUGAUCCAGAAGCAGGAGCUGACCAAGAUGCUCCGGUCGCUGGUGGACAUCGCCAAGACCAACUCGCUGAGCGAGUACGAGACCACGGACAUCAUCAGCGGCAUGUACGCCUCGGCAGGCCUCGACAACACCGAGGAGCUCAACUACGAGGACUUCAAGAAGAUGAUGAAGGAGCACCGGGGAGACUUCAUCGCCAUCGGCCUCGACUGCAAGGGGGCCAAUCAGAACUUCUUGGACACAUCCUCAAACGUGGCUAGGAUGACGAGCUUCCAGAUCAACCAGCCGGCCGAAGACCCACCCUCCUGGACCAUCCAGAAGUGGAACCAGGUGACCACGUUCCUCGAGGAAAACCGUCAGCACGUCUUCUACCUCUUCGUCUUCUACGUCGUCACCAUCGUCUUAUUCAUCGAGAGGUUCAUCUUCUACUCGUACAUGGCGGAGCACAUGGACCUGCGGCACGUGAUGGGCAUCGGCAUCGCCAUCACGCGGGGCUCGGCCGCCUCGCUGUCGUUCUGCUACUCCCUGCUGCUGCUCACCAUGUGUCGGAACCUGAUCACCAAGAUCCGAGAGCUCCCGCUCCAGCAGUACAUCCCGCUCGACUCGCACGUCCAGUUCCACAAGAUCGUCGCCCUCACCGCGCUCUUCUUCAGCCUGGUACAUACCGUCGGGCAUUACAUCAACUUCUACCACGUUUCUACUCAGCCAGCGGAACACUUGAGGUGUAUGACGAAGGAAAUGCAUUUUGAUUCGGAGUUUAAAUCGACUAUCACUUUUUGGGUGUUUCAGACAGUCACAGGUAUCACGGGAGUGUGCUUGUUUGUCGUCAUGUGCAUCAUAUUCAUCUUCGCCCACCCCAAGAUACGCCAGAAGGCGUACAGUUAUUUCUGGAUGACGCACAGUCUCUACAUUCUACUCUAUAUUUUGUGCUUACUCCACGGACAAGCCAAGCUCACUGGGACGCCUCGAUUCUGGAUGUUCUUUGUAGGCCCAGCUAUUAUAUUCACACUGGACAAAGUUGUCAGCCUCCAGACGAAAUACAUGGAACUGGAUAUUCUGGACACCGAACUCCUACCAUCUGACGUGACGCGCGUGAAGUUCACGCGGCCGCCCAACUUCAAGUACCUGUCGGGCCAGUGGGUGCGGCUGGGCUGCACGGGCUUCCGGGCGAGCGAGUACCACUCGCUCACGCUCACGUCGGCGCCGCACGAGAACUACCUGUCCGUGCACGUCAAGGCCCAGGGGCCCUGGACCUGGAAGUUGCGCAACUAUUUCGACCCCAACAACUUGCACGAAGGCAUGCUCCCCAAGGUUCGGCUGGAAGGUCCGUUCGGAGGGGGCAACCAAGACUGGUACAAGUUCGAGAUCGCCGUGAUGGUUGGUGGAGGCAUCGGCGUCACGCCGUACGCCUCCAUUCUCAACGACCUCGUGUUCGGCACCUCGACCAACAGAUACUCGGGGGUCGCCUGCAAAAAGGUGUACUUCAUGUGGAUCUGUCCGUCGCACCGGCACUUCGAGUGGUUCAUCGACGUGCUCAGGGACGUGGAGCGAAAAGACGUCACCAAUGUGCUGGAGAUCCACAUCUUCAUCACGCAGUUCUUUCACAAGUUCGACUUGAGAACCACGAUGCUGUACAUUUGCGAGAACCACUUCCAGAGGAUCUCCAACAGGAGCAUGUUCACGGGGCUGAAGGCCAUUAAUCACUUCGGCCGACCAGACAUGACGGCGUUCCUCAAGUUUGUGCAGCAGCACCACUCCUACGUGAGCAAGGUGGGCGUGUUCAGCUGCGGACCGUCGGCGCUCACCAAGAGCGUGAGCUCGGCCUGCGAGACGGUGAACAACAACCGGAAGCUGCCCUACUUCAUCCACCACUACGAGAACUUCUGAGCUGUGAUGGGGGCCGCUGGGCCAACCCCGACUGUGAUGUUGUCGUGUGCAGACACUUGCCGAGCGUCGUCUCCCGCCCGGGGCGGCCGGCCGCGGGCCUCCGUCGGGGCUCCGGGACCCGAGCUCUGGCGACGCGGGACGGCCGAGUGCUCACUUGUCAGAGGACGCGUCGGCCCGCAACCCAGGCUCGCCGCUGGGCGCCGCCGGUGGCGCUCUGCGGCGCUCGCGGUCGCUGGGGAGCCUAGAUUGUAGAGGACUCUCAAACCAUGGGGCGUUUGCAACGUAAUGGCGGACGCCUCCCGUGCCGAUGGGUCGCAGGUGCGCAUGUGCGGCGUUGGCGGGUGGCGAGGAGCAAGGCUGAAACGUGUGCACGCGUGCAGACGCUUUCCUCAACCCCCUCGUGGCUCGUGUUGCAAACGCGGGCAACAAACCACGUGGCCUCGAUCGCGCGGUACGAAGCUCUCUGAAAUAUAGGCUCUUUAGUGCUCAGCGAACGACGCCUGGUCGGGCGCGCUGCUGAAGAUUUUUUUUAUUCUUAUUUUUAUUAUUUUUACGUAACCGUUCGAGGCCUUCAACCGCUGUUUUCCCUUUAGAUUCCUACAGUUUCUCGGUGCUGUCAGGUUCUGAGUCGUUCUUUUUUCUUUUUUAAUGAGAAGAGAAUCUGCGGUCGUGCAGUCCUUUUCUUUUUUUUUAGUCCAACGUGUGUUGCGUAUGCAGUGUAAAAAUAAAAUGAUGAAUGAGUGUGUGUUUAUGUAAUGGCGUGCUGCGGUUACGUAAUAAAAAUUUAGCGUGA
This is a messenger RNA of Ixodes scapularis (black-legged tick), 5459 nucleotides long. RefSeq names its product dual oxidase (gene Duox). The transcript is spliced from 31 exons. Gene Ontology annotation, cellular component: plasma membrane; NADPH oxidase complex. Bases 167 to 4666 code for a protein of 1499 amino acids. Gene Ontology annotation, molecular function: superoxide-generating NAD(P)H oxidase activity; heme binding; peroxidase activity. Gene Ontology annotation, biological process: defense response; response to oxidative stress; superoxide anion generation. The record is from RefSeq and is a predicted model, not a curated record. NCBI's taxonomy places the organism in Eukaryota, Metazoa, Arthropoda, Arachnida, Ixodida, Ixodidae.